GCUGUCCUCAACCCAACCACGCAUACAAGCCUCGCAAGUCUUAUUAGCGACCACUAUAUACAAUGCGUCACUUGGAAUUGCCCAAGAUCCUGCUGCUUGCGCUGUAUGCCAGCUCCGUAGGAGCUCUUGUUCAGGACGGAAACCUAAUCCUCCGUGCUGCCACGAGAAGAUCGGAUCUACACAAACGGGACACGAGGAUAAUUCGGAAGUACGAAUCAGAGGUGGUUUACGUUGAAGGUACUAGGCAACGAAGCAGCAAAAUAUUCGCAUCAACAGUGAAGGUCGCGUCCAGGAGGCCUAUUUUGUAUCUUGAAGAAAUUGAGCACUUCCUCCGAGAUGUCCAAUGCCAAGAUGGGAGAAUGAUGCUGCAUUUCGUCGAUGCAGGCUCUGCACAAGACGCAAGAGCUGCUUGCCAUGGCGGCCACGGAGGCACAGGCGGGCUCAUCAUAACAUCACAUCAGAGCUGUAACAGGGACGGUGAGCGAGCUGUCUACAAGAUCGAUGAAGUUUCUUUCGCUGAAGAUGGUGUGGCCCUGGACCUUGCCGUCACAGAAGCUCUUUGGCAGGACGCCUUUGAUAAUCUGGACAUUACCUUUGGCCAUACGCUAUAUGAUCAUAUCUACAGACGGCACUCGGAAUUUUCGCAGACGCGGGGGAAGCGUCAGGACGAAAUGAUUGUCGAAAUGCCAUCGGACGCCCUUGACAACGUUACUCAUAUCACAUUCGAUCUCACCUCCGAGAUUUUGGACUAUACGUUUACGGUAGAGGACUUCCUCACGGGUCUUGAAAGCAUCGUCAAUCUACCCUCGACGCCAAAUUUGCCUAUAGAUAUUGGUUGCAAGAACUGCUCAUCACGAGGUCAAGUCAUUCUCACGCAAGGCACGAUCAAGAUCGAUACGAAACAGAUAGAUCUAAUUCCGGACAUCUUAGAAGGCGGCGAUGAUAGCAAAGAGAUCAACAGCGUCAUCACUGGUGGAUACAUGGAUCUUGCGGUGACUGGACUCGGUGCACGUCUGGAGAUGUUUGCCCGCCCUGUCAAAUCGGGAUCAUAUGAGGUUGCGCUGGUCCCUCUGCCAAUAUUUGGCUUCGUGAUACCCGGCAUCGGUCAAGCUGGUGCCUAUUUCGAACCAAAGAUUAGCGCGGACUUCGAGAUUGAUGAAGAGCUUGCGGUCAACUACGGAAUCGACGUUGCUAUACCAGAUGGUGCCGGCAUCAAAGUGGAACUCGGGAAUCUUGCGAACACAUCCAUCAGCGACAUCAAAGGAGCCACUCUCGAUGCACUCCCGUUCAGCUCCAAUGUCACUGACGCAGACAUUGUUCUGAGUCUGGCGUUCACACCCACGAUUUCAAUCGGGUUUGAAUUUAGCGACAAACUAAAUGCUCUUAUAACAGUAUCUCUGGAUCUACGACUUGAUGCGAAGCUGAUGACGGGCGCCAAAGAGCAGUGCAACCUGCUAGCUGGAGGCAUGCAGACUGUGCCCAAAGAUGCUGGUAUCAGGAGUCUUGUGUUAGUGGAAACUAACAUUUCCGUUGUCAUCGACGUGGCAGCUGAACUCACCCUGCCCUUGCUGCCUGCACCUUUUGAUUCUGCAGGCACUUCGGCGAACAUAUUUUCGACGAAAACACCGCUCGUGACAACUUGUGUCGAUCCGGUCAAAGGUGCCCUACAAAUAACAGAGAUGGCGCCUGUGACUACGAUCAAAGCUCAUACAGAGGUUGUGCAAGCUCCUACCACUUCUACUUGCACGAAGUUCGAAGGAAACAAGCCAUGUGAGUGCGCUGCAGUUACAACUACGGUCUACGCCGCGCCUCCCACGCGAAGUCAUGUCAGCUCAUCGCCGAGGAAAACCGCUCCACCACUAGAUAUGACCCCCUACUACUCUUCCACUCCUAUCAGGCCCGUGUAUGAUCCGAAGACGACAAUCGAAACUCCUACAGGUGGCAGUGAAUGCGAGUCGAUCGAGCAGUCGCCAACAUCCACACCUUGUACAAGCUCGCAGACAUUGCGCGUCACAAUCUCCACGAUACCAGUGCCUACCACGGAAGCUUCUAAUCCGCUACGAAUUGUCAUUAUCUCGGCGCCUAGUUCGAAGCCAUGUAAUUCAAGCACCUCAGAAACUCCAGCCGCUCCAUAUACCUCUACCACCACACCCAUAAUUACCACGAGCGGGGCAGAAGAUGGAUAUUUUAUCUCCUCUUCCACCAUCUCGCAGACUUUAGAAACAGCGACAAGCCUUGAAAUCAAGAAUGAAGGAACGUCGACAAUGAGGAUGACAUCGCCCCCCAAGGUUGAGGAAAGUAAGGGUUUUAUGGCACCGUCCCACAGUGCGACGGGUACAGGAGAUGUAGUAACAUCAACUGGAAUGAUUGAGUUUACCGGUGCCGCAGCGCCAGGUGUUGUGGUUCCACAGGUGAGGAGGGAGAUAGGCUGGCAGAUCACGGUGCUGGCUGCUAGUGUGGGAUUCGGAAUCUUGCUGAUCUGAGAGACGUCAUACAACAAAAGAUUUUGGGCCUUCUUAUAGAAGAACAUGGUUAUAAAGAGGGUAAAGCGGUGUUACAUGACGUUUGCUUGUAAGAAACUUUGUUUUGACGCACGUCGAUG
Didymella exigua CBS 183.55 is the source of this 2602-nucleotide messenger RNA. RefSeq lists its product as uncharacterized. NCBI's taxonomy places the organism in Eukaryota, Fungi, Ascomycota, Dothideomycetes, Pleosporales, Didymellaceae. The transcript has 4 exons. Bases 63 to 2483 code for a protein of 806 amino acids. The record is from RefSeq and is a predicted model, not a curated record.